Messenger RNA from Aspergillus homomorphus CBS 101889, 1896 nucleotides. RefSeq names its product putative FAD dependent oxidoreductase (gene frdA). Gene Ontology annotation, molecular function: oxidoreductase activity; FMN binding. The record is from RefSeq and is a predicted model, not a curated record. The transcript has a single exon. Lineage: Eukaryota; Fungi; Ascomycota; Eurotiomycetes; Eurotiales; Aspergillaceae. Bases 54 to 1523 code for a protein of 489 amino acids.
CAUCCACAUCCCCAACUAAUAUCUAUACUCACUACCACAAAAAAGAAUCAACAAUGUCCCCCGAACAAGCCGUAAUAGUCAUCGGCUCCGGCCUAGCCGGCCUCAGCGCAACAACACAACUAAUCGCGCAACGCAUCCCGGUAAUCAUGCUCGACCGGGCCGCGAAACCCGGCGGAAACAGCAUAAAAGCCUCAUCCGGAAUCAACGGCGCGCCAACACGUUUUCAAUUCGCAGCCCAGACACAUCAACACCAACAACAAACCCCCGACACGCCCGAGCUCUUCCUAACCGACACGCUCCGCUCCGCCGGCCGCCCGCUUACCACCUCCGCACCCGACGAGCGCACCCGCCGCGAGACGCUGAUUUCCACACUGGUCAGCUCAUCCGCGGACGCGGUGCACUGGCUUUCAGACGAGCAGGGCGUGGAUCUGAGCACGGUGGCGCAGCUGGGGGGGCACAGUCGGGCGCGCACGCACCGCGGCGGCGCCGGCCAGAAGCCGCCUGGUUAUGCGAUUGUCAGCGCGCUGCUCGAGUCGUUGAAUCGGGAGCCGUUGUUCCAGUUGCGGACAGGCGCGAGGGUCACGAAGGUUGUCGUUCCGACGGGGGCCACCGGCAAUGAACCGCAGAUGCUGGGCGUUGAGGUCGACGCUGGGCGGGAGGAUAAUCGCACCGAGACGCUAUACGGUCCGCUUGUGUUCGCGACGGGCGGGUUCGCGGGCGAUACGCACGGCUUGCUGGAGAAAUAUCGCCCGGAUCUUGCGGGGAUCCCGUCUACGAAUGAGGCGAGAGAGGGAACGCAGCCUUUGCUGCAGGAGGUUGGCGCUGCGGUCGUUGAUAUGGAGCAGGUCCAGGUGCAUCCGACUGGGUUUGUGGACUCCAAGGAUCUGGGCGCCCCGGUAAAGUUUCUAGCGGCUGAGGCGUUGAGGGGCGAAGGCGGGGUUUUGGUGGUUGGGGAGGGAGAGAGGUUUGUUGACGAGCUGGGCACGCGCGAGAAGGUCUCCGGUGCUGUUAUGGAGCGCGCCGCACAGCUUACAGGGACGAAUCUGCGCCAGUGGGAUGUCACCCUCCUGCUUGAUGAGGGCGCCGCCGCCGCUGCGAAGUCGCAUCUUGAUUUCUACCUGUGGAAGGGCCUUAUGCGCAAGACUACCGUUGGGGAGCUGGCGCUCCCUGCGCUAAUGGAUACGCUUCAGCGGUAUGCUGAUGUGGUUGCGGGGAAGAGGUCGGAUGAGUUGGGACGGACUUCUUUCGGGAAUUGGACGCUCCAGGAUGUGACGCCCGAGUCGGUUGUCUAUGUUGGUAGGGUCACGCCCGUUGUCCAUUUCACUAUGGGCGGCGUUGUGAUCGACGAGCGCAGCCGGGUGCUGGAUACCAAUGGUGUACCUAUCAAGGGCCUCUGGGCUGCAGGCGAGGUCACCGGCGGCCUUCAUGGGCAGAACCGUCUAGGCGGUUCGUCCCUUCUGGAGUGUGUGGUCUUUGGCAGGAUUGCCGGCGAAAAUGCUGCUGCCUUUCAUCGAGAGAACUAGUUAACCUGAGAAGUGGGGGAAAGACUGGGACUGGGACUGGGACUGGAACGUUUGUUCAUGGAGGCGCUCGUUUGUCUGGGCUCAUUCAUCUCGACUGUGUAUGUGUAAUAGUGGAGUGUCUUAAUGGACUACGAUCAAGUUUUCUCGGGCCCGUAAACUUUGACCACCUUGUCGCAAGACUAAGAGGCAGCCAGUUUUAUACGAGGGUGAUGCAAGAUUUGAGUCAUCCAUGGUCUGCUGGGUUAUCUGCCUGUCGCAUGAUCCCCUGAGCCGGUGUCUGUUUAUGAAGAUCAUAGGAGAAGGAACAGAGCUGCCCAAGGCCAAGGAACAAGACAUAUGGUUAUUAGGCCCUGCCGGUAUCUUUUCAGUAAAG